AUGGAUGUACAACCUCACGGGGCCCCGUGUGGUUCCAGUCCACCUGCGGGAAUCGCUUCGAGGAAGCGAGGAAAAACAUCUAGUGACAGCGAGGACACCGAGCUGUGCUCCGCCUCAGGUGAAGAGUCCUCGAAAGACAGCUUUCAACCUGUACUGCACUGCAAGGCCAAACGAACGAUCAUGAACGCGUCUUCGGCGUCAAGUUCGAUCAUCGUGAAAACUGCGCCUCAACGAUGGCGUCCUUCCAUCCUGUUCGUGCCGCAGAACACAACUGACAAUCUACGCAUGCUCAACAGACAAGCACUCUCCUUGUAUCUAGGAAACAUCGUUCCGAAUGAGAUCAAGGAUGUCAGGCUGAAUACAAGGAAAACCACAUUCGCGAUCGAUAUGAUGAACCCGAGUGCGCUGAGCACAUUGCAGCAUAUAACACAGCUGGGCAACAUAGAAGUCCGAUCCAUCGUGCCCACUGAUGGUACCACUGUAACAGGAGUCAUUUAUGACAUCGACAACGAAAUUAUUCAUGCAGGCCUGCCAGUUCUCAUGAUACCAGCAAGUGAAAACAACGUAAUUGUGUACGUCGGCAACCUCGGCCACGGACGUUGUGUCAGGAUAACGUUCAAAGGCGACUGUCUUCCCUUCUACGUGAAGUGUCACACCCCCGGCGAUCAUCACAAAGAGCUAGUUGGGGGUGGCUCGUUGGAUGUAUACGUGCCAUUGCAGCAGCAGCAGCAGCAGCAGCAGCAGCAGCAGCAGCAGCAGCAGCAGCAGCAGCAGCAGCAGCAGCAGCAGCAGCAGCAGCAGCAGCAGCAGCAGCAGCAGCAGCAGCAGCAGCAGCAGCAGCAGCAGCAGCAGCAGCAGCAGCAGCAGCAGCAGCAGCAGCAGCAGCAGCAGCAGCAGCAGCCGCAGCAGCAGCAGCAGCAGCAGCAGCAGCAGCAGCAGCAGCAGCAGCAGCAGCAGCAGCAGCAGCAGCAGCAGCAGCAGCAGCAGCAGCAGGGUGGUCCUACCACCGCCCGGACCCGUGUCUAUCGUGAUCUCGAUGAGCGAGUGGUCGCUCCCCAAGUCCUGCUGCGUAUUUUGCCAGUGCGCUGGGGUCACAUUCGAUACGAACGCAAGGUCUGGUAG
This is a messenger RNA of Dermacentor silvarum, 1122 nucleotides long. RefSeq lists its product as uncharacterized. Bases 1 to 1122 code for a protein of 373 amino acids. The transcript has 4 exons. Gene Ontology annotation, molecular function: transcription cis-regulatory region binding. Gene Ontology annotation, cellular component: nucleus. The record is from RefSeq and is a predicted model, not a curated record. Lineage: Eukaryota; Metazoa; Arthropoda; Arachnida; Ixodida; Ixodidae. Gene Ontology annotation, biological process: regulation of transcription by RNA polymerase II.